This is a messenger RNA of Juglans regia (Persian walnut), 498 nucleotides long. RefSeq lists its product as uncharacterized. The transcript is spliced from 2 exons. Gene Ontology annotation, cellular component: endoplasmic reticulum membrane; cytoplasm. The coding region runs from base 1 to 498 and encodes 165 amino acids. Lineage: Eukaryota; Viridiplantae; Streptophyta; Magnoliopsida; Fagales; Juglandaceae. Gene Ontology annotation, molecular function: calcium channel activity. Gene Ontology annotation, biological process: endoplasmic reticulum calcium ion homeostasis. The record is from RefSeq and is a predicted model, not a curated record.
AUGAUUAGUGUGUUUCCCCUUCCAACUCUCCAGAAAGCACUUUCUAGCCCUUUCCUAUCUGCCAAACAACCACCUAUUCCCAUAGCCUCACCUCAGAUCUUCUCCUCUUUCAAGUACUCCGACAGCCUCACCGUCGUGGCCAUUUUGUUCUGCACUGCCAUAGUCUGCGAGGCUAUCUCCUGGCUCCACAUUUAUCGCAUCAAUUCCAACAAGUCGAGGUCCUCAAUUGACAAGGCUGCCAAGAAACUGGAGACGAUGAAAACCGAAUCCUCUACCAAGAUCGUCAAGAAAUUUAAGACCAAAAAGAUGGAUCGCGUCGAGACCAGUCUCAAGGAGUCGAGCCGCGACCUCUGCCUCUUCAAGUUCAAGUUCGGUGUCGUUGUCACCCUUGUCCUCUUUGUCUUCUUCCAUCUUCUUAACUCACUCUUCUUAGGGUUUUCACCACCACAUGGUGCCAGCUUCGGCCUUUUCCCCAUGCCAAAUCCCAAAACCAAUUGA